UACCUUGUGCUAACGUUUGUUCGAUUUUUUUCAUGCGGCUGACGGGGAUCAAAGCAAACUUUAAAACUGAUUGUUCUUUCUUUCCGGAGGUUGGACUCUGUGCGGCUCACAGUGUGUUCGGCGGAACGAACAAACAAACUGCGCAGGCACAAACAAAGUUUCACUUUCUCUUUAACAAAGUGAAACAGAAUUCAGUCCGAGCGCCUCGGCCCGCCUCAUAAAGCGCUCUUUGCAGAAAGACGAUGGCCAAAUGGAAUGUGCAUAGAAACGACAGUUCCCAGAUAAAGGCGAUAAUGCAGCAGAAUUCCCAUUCUGACAGUGCUGGUGUUGAGAAAAAUCAGCAACACGGUGAGCGUGAUGUCACGGAAGCCUCAGGUGAGAGUAGCUCCUCCUCCACUGCCGGAGCUGUGCUGAAACGUAGAGAAGAAAAGACAAGUGAACCAGUGGAGGCAUUGGCAGAGGAGUCCACUUCUUCAUACUGUUCAAUGUCCAGUCUGAAGCGGCUUCCUCAGUGUCACGUCAAACUGCAGCGGCUGUCCUACAGCAGGACACAUAUUGUCCUCAUAGACGUCAGUGUCUUCAACAGCAGAGGGGCUCUUAUGCCCCAGAAGGGGAGAGACAUGUGGCACAAGAACUUUGUAAAAAUGCCAUGUUCCUCAGAAAAUAUCACGAUGGUCAACACUGGAUUCAUGAAGAAAUCCACCAAGGUGAGGAGGUGGGACUUGAUCUCAGGGCAUCUGGGGGCUCUCGCCAAGAAAGCAGAAGUGACAGCAGAUGAAGUGGCGCAAGCUGUUCUCCGCUAUAACCCAAAGUAUAGCGGUCAGUGGUCCUUUGAUGCUCUCUACAUGUUUGUUAAGCGUGUCCCUGACGUGGAGAACGACUUCUCCGCACUCUUCCCUAAGAUGGCAGCGUUGGCUUUAAUGCUGCCUGACUAUGUGAUGAAGGCCAUCCCGCUGCUUCAGGCGGGGCAAACUGCAUCCAUCACCCUGUCACAAGUUCAGAUUUCCUGCCUACUCGCUAAUGCGUUUUUCUGCACUUUUCCUCACCGCAACACCUCCAGCCCCAAUGCAGAGUAUCAUAACUACCCAACAAUUAACUUCAACAGUCUGUUUGGAAACUGGUCAGAACGGAAGAAGGAAAAGCUGAGGGCCAUCAUGCAUUACUUCAGAGUGGUUACAGAUGAGGCCACUAAACCGAGAGGACUGGUGACAUUUGAGAGGCGCUUUCUCAGGGACACAGACAGACCCAACUGGAGGAGCUGUAAGGAGGAGAUGCCAAAGCUGCACGUCACAUCCAGCGGUACCAUCGAGACUAAAGGCACCGGCAUGCUACAGGUGGAUUUUGCCUGUAAUUUGAUUGGCGGAGGUGUGCUCAGCUCUGGCCUGGUGCAGGAAGAGAUCCUGUUCCUCAUGAAUCCGGAGCUGAUCGUGUCCCGCCUCUUCACUGAGAAACUGGAGGACACCGAGUGUCUGCUGGUGACGGGAUCCCAGCAGUUCAGCUGUUACGCUGGGUUUGGUGACAGCUUUGAGUGGACCGGCCCUCAUCAGGACCGACUCCAAAGGGACGCGUGGGCUCGGCUACAGAGACAGAUACUUGCCAUCGACGCUCUGCACUUCAAACAAAGAAGGGAUCAGUACAAUAUGGCCAUGAUUACACGAGAACUGAACAAGGCGUACUGCGGCUUUAAGAAGGACGGGCCGGAUGAACCGGACGUUGCUACAGGACAGUGGGGCUGUGGAGUCUUCAAAGGAGACCCGCAACUCAAAGCUGUGAUCCAGCUGAUGGCAGCAGCAGUGAGCGGAAGAGGACUUUGCUUCUUUACCUUUGGGGAUGAGAAACUAAAGGCCAGUCUGCAGCAGAUCCACCAUCUUCUGGUCACAAAAGGAAUCACAGUCGGCGUGUUGUACAGACACCUGCAGGACUACUGCGCUGUGCAGAUGUGUGAUCACACACAUGUGGAUCUGUUUGAGUUCAUUGCAAACACAUUCAGAAGACCCGGGAGUUUCCCGUGAGACCAGACUGAUCUGCCACACGUUCACUCUGAGUUUGCACCGGAAGUGCUCCAUUAAAGAAAUGAAGAAUUUCUAAUAAUCCACGUUUUAGGUGUGGAGGACUGAGAGGUGAACACUAAAGUGCACAUUUAAAAUGACUGCUGUAUUUGUAAUAAUUCUGUGAGAGAUUUAGAAGUUGAAUCAUAGUGUUUUCACUGGGGUCGGGAGGACUCAUAAACAUCACGUUGACUGAUCUGGAUAAUAAACUGAAAAGGUCCAAUCAAAACUGUUAAUAGUUUUUUUUGUUUGUUUUUUUGAAAACAUGGCACUGACACCAGAACUACAUGGAAAUGAUGUUUGAGUUCAGCAAGAUAUUUAUUCAAAGCCCUUAAAGCUACAGUGUGUAGGAUUCAGUGCCACGUGAGGUUGUUCAUUUGCCGUCACUGGUCAUGAUUUUGUGUCCCUUUGUGGGAUUCCUGCUCCCUUGUCUUCUCUUGUAAUAAGUUAUAUGUAUAAUCCUCCAUUUCACAAACUGAGGGUUGUCAAACUUGUUAGCCUGCAUUAGCAACCAGUAGACCUUUCAUAGUGGAGAAACCACUGAUUUCUUUUGUCUUCUGACUGUGCUACAAAAUGUGAAAGACAGAGCAUGUCCUUUGUGACUGAUUGUAUCAACAUGGUGGGCCUCUACUUAUGCAGAUGUCAAGCCCCAACUUGUUGCCGUCUAAAAUAUAUCCUCUCCCAAAGAGGAAAAAGUUGAAUUUCCAUGACUGGCCCCUUGAGGGCUGACUCUUUAACUGAGAACAUUGACAUAGAAGCCCAUGUUAAAAUGCCCAGAUUUAGAGCAGAAAUAAACAUGUUUACAGCCUGAUACAAAAAAUGGUUUUGGUCACUAUAGCUUGUGUGAAAACUCUAAAGUUGGUGAUUUAUUUAUUAUAACUCAACAGUCCAUAAAGUUAUGACUAAUUAGCAAGGUUGGGUAGGAUUACUAUGAAAUGUAAUCCAAAUGUAUGUACAUACAUACAUGUAAUCCACAUGUAUUCUUUCAAAGUAAUCCUACCCAACCUUGCUAAUUAGUGACAGGGUCACUUUGAGUGGAAGUUAGUGUGGUGCUGAACCAGGUCCAGAGUUUCCUUACCAGAGACUGCUAGUGAGUUGUUGUGGAUGACCAUUUCUGUCCUGUCUGAGCAUUUUGUUAUAAAUAUUUGUAAUAAUAUGGUGUGUGGUGUGGUUAAUUGUUCUAGUGGACCAUCUAAGGAAUCUGUGUUAAA
This is a messenger RNA of Thalassophryne amazonica, 3259 nucleotides long. It is a transcript of the gene pargl, whose product is annotated as poly (ADP-ribose) glycohydrolase, like. The transcript is spliced from 16 exons. NCBI's taxonomy places the organism in Eukaryota, Metazoa, Chordata, Actinopteri, Batrachoidiformes, Batrachoididae. Gene Ontology annotation, molecular function: poly(ADP-ribose) glycohydrolase activity. The coding region runs from base 243 to 2012 and encodes 589 amino acids. The record is from RefSeq and is a predicted model, not a curated record. Gene Ontology annotation, cellular component: cytoplasm; nucleus. Gene Ontology annotation, biological process: regulation of DNA repair; nucleotide-sugar metabolic process; ATP generation from poly-ADP-D-ribose.